Messenger RNA from Topomyia yanbarensis, 2704 nucleotides. RefSeq names its product DNA replication licensing factor Mcm3 (gene Mcm3). The transcript has 3 exons. Bases 142 to 2595 code for a protein of 817 amino acids. Gene Ontology annotation, biological process: mitotic DNA replication initiation; double-strand break repair via break-induced replication; DNA replication. Gene Ontology annotation, cellular component: nucleus; MCM complex. The record is from RefSeq and is a predicted model, not a curated record. Gene Ontology annotation, molecular function: single-stranded DNA helicase activity; ATP binding; ATP hydrolysis activity. NCBI's taxonomy places the organism in Eukaryota, Metazoa, Arthropoda, Insecta, Diptera, Culicidae.
GCUAUUGCGCUCUUUCGUAGCUAGCGAUUGGUUUGUGAUUCGUUUGCUCGUCUUAUUUCUUAAAUAUUUAUUAUAAAAGUGUUUUAGAACAUUUAAUUUCGAAGUUUACGGUUUGCUACAGCUCUAGAGUUGCUUGUAAUUAUGGCCGACGAAGAUCAGCGCCUUCGUGAUAUUCAGCGGGAGUAUCUGGAUUUUUUGGAUGACGAGGAGGAUCAAGGAACCUAUACGAAUCAUGUUCGCAAAAUGAUAACGGACGAUAGCAAACGGCUUGUUGUUAAUGUGAACGAUCUUCGUCGGAAGAAUCCGGCCAGAGCGUCGGCACUGCUGAGCAGUGCAUUUGACGAGCAACUGGCAUUCUCCCGUGCCCUCAAAGAGUAUGUGUCGACAGUGGAUUCGAUCUAUGCGAAAACACACGAGGAUUUCUUCGUGGCUUUCGAAGGAAGUUUUGGAAACAAACAUGUUACACCCCGGUCACUCACCUCGCGUUAUCUGGGCAAUCUGGUUUGCGUGGAGGGAAUCGUGACCAAGGUGUCGCUUAUUCGACCGAAAGUGGUCAAAAGUGUACACUAUUGCGUUGCUACCAAGAAAGUAAUGGAACGUCGGUACACAGAUUUGACUUCUUUCGAUGCAGUUCCAUCCAGUGCAGUAUACCCCACCAAUGACGAUGAAGGGAAUCCUCUGGAGACCGAGUAUGGACUCUCUGUAUACAAGGAUCACCAAACCUUGAGCAUUCAGGAAAUGCCAGAGAAAGCACCGGCGGGACAGUUGCCAAGAUCGGUAGAUGUCAUUUGUGACGAUGAUUUGGUUGAUCGCUGUAAGCCUGGAGAUCGUGUACAGAUUGUUGGAAAUUAUCGCUGUUUGCCCGGAAAGCAGGGUGGCUAUACAACAGGAACUUUUCGCACAAUUGUAAUAGCGAAUAAUGUUUCACAGUUAAAUAAGGAGAGCACGUUGAGUGUUACGAGAGAGGAGAUUAAUUUGUGCAAGAAGUUAGCUAAAAAUAACGAUAUCUUCGAAUUACUUUCUAAGAGCUUGGCUCCUUCCAUCCACGGUCAUGAAUAUGUAAAGAAAGCAAUACUUUGUCUUCUUUUGGGUGGAAUUGAGAAAAAUUUGGCAAACGGAACAAGACUUCGAGGUGAUGUAAAUGUUCUGCUUAUUGGUGAUCCCAGCGUGGCCAAGUCUCAGCUGUUGCGUUAUGUUCUGAACACGGCUCCACGUGCGAUCACUACAACCGGACGAGGUUCCAGUGGCGUUGGUUUGACGGCUGCUGUUACUACUGAUCAGGAAACUGGCGAACGUCGAUUGGAAGCCGGUGCGAUGGUCCUAGCCGAUCGCGGUGUUGUUUGUAUCGACGAGUUUGAUAAGAUGAGCGACAUUGACCGGACGGCCAUUCACGAGGUCAUGGAACAGGGCAGAGUAACCAUUUCGAAAGCAGGAAUUCAUGCGGCACUUAAUGCCAGGUGUUCGGUGCUUGCCGCGGCCAAUCCGGUGUACGGAAGGUAUGAUCAGUACAAAACUCCGAUGGAAAAUAUUGGGCUGCAGGAUUCAUUGCUUUCUCGUUUUGAUCUGCUGUUCGUGAUGUUAGAUGUGAUUGACAGCGAUCAUGAUCGGAUGAUUUCGGAUCACGUAGUGCGAAUGCAUCGAUACCGUAAUCCCAAGGAACAGGAUGGAGAUGUGCUUCCGAUGGGCAUCAGUGCAGUCGACAUGCUAUCCACCAUUAACCCUGAAUCGCGUGACGAUAAAGAAACGCCUAUGUAUGAGAAGUAUGAUCCACUGUUGCACGGAAGUACCCGGAAGCGAACAGAUCAAAUCCUUUCAAUGGAAUUUAUGCGCAAGUACGUUCAUAUUGCUAAAUGCUUAAAGCCAAAACUGACCGAAGCCGCUUGUGAACUGAUUUCAAACGAGUAUUCACGACUUCGCUCCCAAGAUUUGAUGGACUCGGACGUAGCUCGCACGCAACCGGUGACUGCUCGUACCCUGGAAACGCUGAUCCGUCUUUCUACAGCUCACGCCAAGGCUCGCAUGGCUCGCACUGUAACCGAAAAGGAUGCCCAAGCAGCAAUCGAACUAAUUCAGUUUGCCUACUUUAAAAAAGUGUUGGAAAAGGAAAAGAAGAAGCGCAAAAGAACCGAGGACGAAUCGGAUGAAGACGAAGAGCAGCUCGAAGAGGACGAUGAGACCGGUACUCAAGGUUCUCGUGCAAAUCGUCGUGCGAAGCGAACCAGAACCGAAGAUCACGAUGACUCCGAUACGGAGGAGCUGGUCACAAUCUCACCGGAUGCAGGUGAUCUCACGAAACGGUCUACAAUUUCGGCAGCUGUGCCUGGUUCGAGUGGAACUGCUACUACGGUUCCGAUGGAGACUGAACCGAUUGUAGAAGCGAUAUCCGACGAACGGUUUAAGAUCUUCAAACAGGGUGUGCACCAAGCGUUCCGACAGGCUCGCGAACAAUCGCUUGCAAUUGCACGGCUGACGAAGAAUAUUGAUGAAAAUAGCGGAACAGAGGCGUUCACUCAGGGUGAAGUGAGGGCAGCUAUUUCAAGGAUGACGGACGAUAAUCAGAUAAUGAUGCACGAUGACAUCGUCUUCCUAAUUUAGGGCUGAAUCUUGCAUCGUAGCUCAUUAGGUUUUCAUUGCAUUUGUGUUUGAUUAUUUUUAUUUGUAAGCUUUUAAUUUUCUACAAUAUAUUUCGUGUUUUAUUGCGGCA